Messenger RNA from Geodia barretti, 846 nucleotides. The record is from the annotation of a GenBank genome assembly. Lineage: Eukaryota; Metazoa; Porifera; Demospongiae; Tetractinellida; Geodiidae.
CUGAUCCUGACCGGGGUCGCGUUCGUGACGCUGUUCCCGUUCCUGUACAUCCUGGCGGUUUCCUUGAGCGACCCGGCCGCCGUCAUGCUGCGCGAGGUCGUGCUGUGGCCGGUGCGUCCGACCCUCGAAACCUACGAGCGCGCACUCUCGGACCCGCGCAUAUGGAUCGGUUUCAGGAACUCCGUCCUCUACUCAAGCGUGAAGGUCACGCUGAGCGUGUCGCUGACCAUGAUGGCCGCCUAUCCGCUGGCGCAUCGCAGGUUCCGCUACCGCGGCUUCUUCAUGCGCAUGAUCGUGUUCACGAUGCUGUUUCAGGGCGGCUUGAUCCCGCUCUACCUGGUGGUCCGCAAUCUCGGGCUCAUCGACACGAUCUGGGCGAUAGUGCUGCCCACGGCGAUCUUUGCGUUCCACCUGAUCCUGGCCAAGAGCUUCGUCCAGCAACUCCCGUGGGAGCUCUGCGAGGCCGCGCUGAUCGACGGCGCCAACGAGCUGAGCAUCUUCGCGCGCGUGAUCGUGCCGCUGUCCAAGCCGAUCAUCGCCACCCUCACCCUGUACUACGCGGUGGAGAUAUGGAACUCGUACUUCUAUCCACUGCUGUUCCUGAUCGAUGCGAAGAAGUUCCCGCUGCAGGUGUACCUGCGCGAGCUGGUCCUCGGCGCCGAGCUGGCGGAGCUGCGCCUGGUGCAGGAGGGGGCCAGCAUGGAUGCGCUCAUGCGGCCGCUGCCGAGCCCGGAGGCGCUCAAGGCGGCGAUCCUGGUGAUCUCCACCGUGCCGAUCCUGAUCCUCUACCCCUUCCUGCAGCGCUACUUCGUAAAGGGAAUCACCCUGGGCGGCGUCAAAGGCUGA